Molecule: messenger RNA, 4823 nt
Organism: Xenopus laevis (African clawed frog)
Lineage: Eukaryota; Metazoa; Chordata; Amphibia; Anura; Pipidae
Product: tyrosine-protein kinase Fgr
Exons: 13
Coding region: 457-2016 (519 amino acids)
Source: RefSeq, a predicted model, not a curated record
GAAAUCGGGUGUGGGAUACAAAUAUGGGGGUGUGUGGGAACAUCAUAACAGACAGACAUGCUGUAAGAGCCAAAGAGAAAAUUGGAGAAGUGGGAAACAAAAGCUAGAGUAAGGGAAUUGAAAGACAAUCGAGGUGAGGGACAGUCUUAUUACGAGAAGGAGAGGAAGUACUCCACGGGUGUGACAGAAGGAGGUGAGACAGAGACGUACACACACGUAACUACAUGAAAGGCACUUUAGAAGCAAAUCACACAUUUCCUCAAACUCGUCCUCAAGAGGAGAGAAGUCCGUAAGAGAAAAAGAUGGCAAAAAGCAGUCUGUAACGAGAAGAAAAGAACUCCAACUAGGAAAAGGGAACAUUUGAAAUUUCAUUUGACUACACUGUAUAUGUAUUUUGCUUUUCCACUGAUGCAUGGAUGAUGCCUCCUCUCUGAGCUCAUAUUUCAUUAGUAGGUAAUGGGCUGCAAACAGUGCAAAGAAGAUGAAGUGGCAAAGGCGGAGGAGAGUGCCCUGGAGAACCCCCAGAGGUAUUGUCCAGAUCCCACAAGCCAGAUGCCUUUUAGAACUCAAGAAACCCACACACCAUUCAUCAAUACGGGAAUAGGAGGGGUCAUGUCGGGCCCCAGCCAUAGAGGAAUGGGAGUAGGAGUAACAGCAGGGGCAACCCUGUUUAUUGCUUUGUACGAUUAUGAUGCUCGCACAGAGGAUGACCUGACCUUUCAAAAGGGAGAGAAGUUCCAUAUUAUUAACAACUCAGAGGGUGAUUGGUGGGAAGCUCGAUCGCUAAGUUCUGGAAAUACAGGAUACAUCCCCAGUAAUUAUGUGGCACCUAUGAAUUCCAUUCAGUCAAAAGACUGGUUCUUUGGAAAGAUUGGCCGGAAGGAUGCAGAGAGACUACUUUUGAGUGAGGGGAAUCCAAGAGGAACCUUCAUGAUCAGGGAGAGUGAGACAACUAAAGGUGCAUACUCCCUUUCUGUUCGCGACUGGGAUGCUAGCAGGGGAGACCACGCAAAACAUUACAAGAUCCGCAAGCUAGACAGUGGAGGAUUUUAUAUUACAACAAGGGUCCAGUUUAAUACUGUGGAGGAGCUGGUGGAACACUAUGGUGAGUUCAAUGAUGGGUUGUGUCAUCUGCUUACAAGUCCAUGUAUCAACCAGAAACCUCAAACACUCGGGCUUGCAAAAGAUGCUUGGGAAAUAACUAGAGAUUCCAUCAGUUUGGAUAAAAAACUGGGACAAGGCUGCUUUGGAGAUGUCUGGAAGGGAACAUGGAAUGGAACAACUAAUGUGGCUGUGAAGACCCUAAAACCUGGUACGAUGUCUCCAGAAGCUUUCUUGGAGGAGGCUCAAAUCAUGAAGAAGUUGCGUCAUGAUAAACUGGUUCAGUUGUAUGCAGUUGUUUCUGAGGAACCUAUUUACAUUGUGACUGAAUUUAUGACAAAAGGCAGUUUGCUUGAUUAUCUGAAAGAUGGGGAGGGACAUUUCCUGAAGCUGCCCCAGCUGGUAGACAUGUCUGCACAGAUAGCAUCUGGCAUGGCCUAUAUUGAACGGAUGAAUUAUAUACACCGCGAUCUCAGAGCUGCCAAUAUUCUUGUGGGUGACAAUUUGAUUUGCAAGAUUGCGGACUUCGGCCUUGCACGGCUCAUUGAGGACAAUGAGUAUACAGCACGACAAGGUGCCAAAUUUCCCAUUAAGUGGACGGCCCCUGAAGCUGCUCUGUAUGGUAGAUUUACGAUUAAAUCAGAUGUCUGGUCAUUUGGGAUCAUGGUGUGUGAGCUGGUGACAAAGGGACGAAUUCCGUAUCCAGGCAUGAGCAACAGGGAGGUUCUAGAGCAAGUUGAGAGAGGGUAUCGUAUGCCUGCACCCCCUGGGUGUCCACCUUCACUCCAUGAGUUAAAGUUACAGUGUUGGAGAGGGGACCCAGAGGAACGACCAACUUUUGAAUACUUACAGUCCUUCUUGGAGGAUUACUUCACCGCCACCGAGCCCCAAUACCAGCCAGGUGACAACAUAUAAAAUGUGGAAAAACCUUCUUUAUGAUCAUAAUAAAACUAAAGAAUCAUCAGUACAAGGAGGGUCACCCAAAAGGAUCAUAAGAAAAUGACUAAGAAAUAUCUCAGGAUGUUUACCUUCACGAUUAAGCAAAACAUUAUCACUUAGAGCUGUGGAUUUUCUAUCCCCUGAACAUGUGGAUCACAUGUUCAAGGGCUAGUUUACACUUAAAUUAUGGCAUACAUUGGAGACCAUGGGCAAAAUUAUGGUAAAAAAAAAAUCUCCCUGGGGACCAAUUUAGCCCACAGGCCUCUAGCUGGACUGGUUGGAACUAUAGCAAUGUGACUCCAGGCGUAUGAGAAAACCAUAAUGGAGACCAUGUUUUAUUGAUCACAGUGUGAGCCCAAUCCCAAAGAAAACACAAGAAACAGAGGCAGGCCCAAGAAUCUGUGAAAGAGGAUCAUCCUAUUGUGUAUGCGCAUUAUAAGAACCCUUAUCAAAAAAGACAAACCAAUUUGCUGAGGCCAGGAAAGUUACUUUUCCAACCAUGGCCAGCAGGAGUGGACAUAAAUGUUUGUUGCAGAUGCAUGGGUAGACAUAGAAGCACCCCUGGGAUCUUUAAAGAGGAAUAGAUAUCUAUGCAAAAGGGAUUCUUGUGCCUUUCUUGUAAUUAAAUGCUGUCUCAUGGGAAAACUACUUUGAGACACAUGAUUUGCAAAUCUAUUCUGUUGUCGGGAAAAUUGAGCAUCCCUCAUUACCUGGAAAUCAUAAUUAACUGGAAAAAAAAGAAAUACAAAUAAUUCAGUCUGUGGAGUGCUGUUCUACAGAGUUGGCUCCUGAAGGAGUUGAAUUUGCACAUAGCAUUGUAUAUGGUUUGACAAAUUACAAGUCUGGAAACUAUACAGUCAAUAAUGUAGCAUCAGAAGGGUCAUCAUGAACAUCUGCUAAAUUCUCUUCUGUCUCUUCGGACAUUCUUGUCUCUUUUCACUGUCAAGUAUGUCUCAGCCCUUGUACGUUCUCUGGCUAAGGAUGCUGGGAUUUGUAGUUUUCAAGAGUUUUAGAGAUGCAAAUUUGAGACUCUUGGAUUAUUGAUUCUUCUUUUCCCGAAUCUCUGUUUAACUUUGUACCCUAACCUUUUUAUCAUUCCCUAUCUCCUCCCCCAUCUCUGUCUUUCUCUCUCUCCUUCUGCCUCUCUCAGGGGUUAUGUUACAGACACCUCUCAGCUGAUUCAGAGGUUUUCACACCUCCCUUCUUGUGUAAAGUCCUCUCCCCCCUCCCCCUAACUCCCAGGCUGGCUUUUUCUGCUGUGUGUGCAGAGACUGAUUGGCAUAGAACCAGCCCUUUCCCUCUUCAUACAGUGCCAGCCCCCCUCCCACACCCUUCACUGCUGGGGUUACUGAGGGGAGAAGGAAGAAAACAGGAGGGAAGGUGAGAUGAGGUGCUGGUGGCUAAUGGUGCAAGAAGGGAGAAGAGUAAAAGGGUGGUGGGGGGUAGGGAAUGGGCAUAAAGUAGGAAGGAUCUCUCUUCAAAUGACAAGUAGUAGGAGUGGGCAUUAAUAUAAUUAAAAUAUUCUAUUAAGAGUACCAACAGAGGUGUACUGCAUAGAUGAAUCAUGUACACAGAACUGUAAGAGUCAAAAUGAAACAAACUUGCUUGAAAGAGCUUACAAUCUAAAGUAAGGAUAACAAGGUAAGGGGGAAACGGCUGUUUUUAUAGCCCACAUGCUGAACACCAGGGUACACAGUAAAGCAGAUGUGAUUUCAUUCAGGUGUCGGAAAGAGAGGUAAACAAAUCUACAAACUGUCUGUCAGGGUCCUGGGCAAGUCAAGAAGUUGCAAAUCUAUUGCAACUAAAGGUCCAUAGGUUAGUCACCCCUGAGGUAUGUAUUAAAAAUAUGCAAGAAUUGCCAUAUGUGCUUAUUUUGUAUCCCAACGGACCCCUCUAGUGUUGAAGAUUCCAAGAAAGAUGUCCACUCGCCCAUAACCCACAAUCAAGCCCUGUUGUCUGUGAAGAGAAAAAAGUACUCAUGAAUUCAAUGGUGUAGCUAUAGGGGGGGACAGAUGCUGCGCCUGAAGGGGGCAAAGGUGGAGUGGGUGUUCUGUUAGGUCUACAAUUACUAAUCAGCUGCCACCACACUGGUUACAUUCCAAUAUGUAUUAUAGAUCAACUGAUUAACAUUAUUAUCAUUCAUAUAACAGAGGGAGAUCAAUCAUUCAUACCACCCCCCUGUCCCAGUGAAACUUACAAUCAAAUUUCCGGCACAACAGGGUUAAUUUCAUUAGGAUCCAAUUAAACUAUCCGUAUAUUUGUUGAGUGUGAGAGGAAACAGAAAGAAAUCCAUAUAAAAGCAAUAAGAACAUUCAAGCUCCAAGCAGACAGCACUUUGGUUGGAACUGAGCCUCAAACCGUGAAGUAGAAAUGCUAAUAACUGUGCCACGCUGUCCCAUUUAUGGCCUGGGGCAAAAAAGUACAUGCUCUGGGUCCAGUUCUGUGUAAAUCAGACAACACAACUCAAAGGAAAAACAUACCCUAUUCCCAAGUACAAAUUUUCUUUACUUUAUUUUUAUAUACAGAGGCCAUAAUGUGUGAGAGCAUAGAUUAUUUUGUGUUGACAAUAUUUCUUUCUUUGCAUUACAUUUUGAUUGGGAGCUGACAUAUUACUUGUCUUUGAGGGGGCACUAUCAAUAUAAUGGCAUGUCUGUUUUUGUAAUAUACCUAAAAAAUUACCUAACCAACCAAUAUGGCAACCUCUACUCCACAGUCAGGAUCAACUGUCCCAUCAUAACAAUAAUAAUAAGGGAUAAUAAUAAAGGAAGUUAUUGCUUAACUUA